ACCGGGACUAGAAGAAUGCCCGGCUCAAAGGAGUCUGACUGGCUGGCGCGGCUAGCCAAUGAGAUCACGUUAAAUGCUGUAAAGGGAAGCAUCCGUGACACGGCACGAGCUUGGAUUACCUGGGUUUUUUCAGUUUGUGCUUUGUGUUGAACGUUCCAAUAGGGAUCGCUUAGUCGCUGCUGUUUAGAUAGCGCCUUUUGCUUUCUCCUUCGUUAUGGCAGUGCAAGCUUGCCUGCUCCGCUGUCUACCUUGGCCGGCGGUCUUUCAGAGCCCGUGCUUGCAACUCGAGCCCGAGUUUGAUUUCCAGCAGUUUCGCGAUGCGGUGGAUAACUUCAUAUCCGAUCCAUCCUCUCUGAUGCCACCUCUACUGGACUCUCCUGAUUUUCCUUUCCCUGUGGAUGAUGGAAGAGCUUUCAGUCCUUGCUUUCAUCAGCCUGCACAGGAUGAUUCUGUUUCUCAGAUAAAUGUCACAAACAUCUCUUCCACUGAGCAGUACUGGAAAGACUUGGCAGAUCACAACCAGAAAGCACUGGGGGAUGCACUUGUGGAAAACAAUCAGCUCCAACUGACACUGACUCAAAAGCAGGAGGAGAUUGCUUCUCUGAAGGAAAGAAAUGUCCAGCUGAAGGAACUGGCCAGCCAAGCAAAGCAGCUUGCCUCUGUGUUGGAUAAGCUGAUGAUCCCACAAUGCAAAGACAGUGCAGAUUUCUCCCUUGCCAAUGGUCCCAACAAGAGAAGCCUCAAGCAGGUGUCCAUUGCUGAACAAGAGGAUGACAUGGAAGUGAAUGAAAUUUUGCAAGAAAUAUCAGACAGAUGCAAUGCAGCCUUGGAGUCCAUUGAUGACAACAGAGGCCCAAAGCGCCCGCGUGGAGAGAAUGAAGCAAUUCAUAUGUAUGGAGCUUUCCAGGGGUUGCAGACAUACAGCAGCCACAGCUGCCUGGACCUCAGUGGCAGUGAACUCGAGGAAGGGGUGUCCUUCCGGACAGCUAUCAAAGAGCAUUGUAACAUUCGGACACUGGCCUUCCCUCAAGGCAAUGCAUUUACAAUCAGGACAGCCACUGGGGGCUAUAAGUUUAGAUGGGUUCCCAGCUGAUUGAAGUGGGAUGCAAUCAGCUAACUACACUUGCCUCACCUUUCAGUGACUUCCUGCCAAAGAAUUGCUCAUGUUAAUUCUUAGUGUUGCUUCCACCAAGGCAUUUCAGAUGUUUGCUGCUUAUGGCUAACUUAUGUAAACCAGAGUUGCUAAUAUUCAGCUGCAGGUUAGGACAUCUGUUUAAAACUCACAUAGAUGUUUUUCUUCCCCCUAUUCCAUUUAUUGGAACCCCCCCCCAAGUAAUAAGAACCUUACGUUCUUUACUACCACUGUGCCUUAAGAAGGUUGAUGUCAAUUUUUGUUGUUAUUAAUAACUUUUGUUUUGGAUCCCUGAUCUAUUAACCUAUUCCCUAAUUGGAAGCCAUGUCCUCUUCUUUAUGCUUCUAUAACAUUUUCACUAAUCUUUGUUUGAUAGCAUUUUGAUGACUCUUCUCUUCCUCCCCCUCCAUCAGUGGGGAUUGAUGUUUGUUUCCUUUAAGUAUCCUACAGCAGGAACUACUUACAAAGACUGAAGGAUUUCCAUCAUGUGUCUAAUGUACAUUUGUCAGCAAGAGAGAAAAUAGUAUAAAUAAUUCACUCUAUUUCCAAUGUUCAGGUGUGAGUACCAUUUCUUAUGUAGCCAAAACAACACCAUCCAUACACAAGAGGAAGAUAUCAGCAGGCCCUGCUGAACCCCAAGGUUUGUAGAAUGGGGAAAAAUAGGGGGGACACAGAAAAUGGCGCAAAGAGGACUGAGCAUGGUCAGUGGCCACAGAAUGCUGGCUGAGUGACUGCGGAGUGGGGAAGGGAACCUAAAACAGGGUGGGGGGAGAAUGGAAUGGCAGAAGGGUGUUGCUGACUAGAACAGUGAUUAGGAGAGCUCCACAAAGCAACAUUUUGUUGCAGUUCCUAUUUGUAACUUCUGACCUCUUAAGGCUAGAUAAAGUAUUUCUAUGGAAUUCUGAAAAAAUAGUGAUCCUUGGUGCUUUCUGGAUCAGCCUACAUCUUAAACAGAAGAUGGGGAUGGCAUGUUUACUCAGAAAUACUGAGUCCAAUGGGACUUAACUCUUAGGUGUGGGGGACAGCACUGCAGCUUAAGAAAAUUGUUAGCAGAUUUGUAAAUAUUGGCAAGCAACCGUGCAGGAGAGCUUUUGUAAAUGGAAAGCUCUUUUCCAGCUCUUACUGCCACAAAUGGCUUGCUUUACAGUGUAUAGGCAUGCAGGCUGAUCACUUUUUCUUUUGAGCUAGUAAUUUUAUUUACAAGGUUGCUUUACACCUAGUAUCUCUUAUGGUAAGCCAUUUUAUGUCAAAACUGUUUACCUAGCAGUAUAGAAAUUAUGAAGUACAUGAUCUCCUCCAUUUUAUUCAAAAUGUGCCUUGAAUAGUCACAAUAUUCUAUCUAAAUGGAGGGGGGGAUUUUCUGAAGGACUCAGCUUCUGGUUUAGGAAGGGUGAGGCUGCUAUUACUUUGGGUAUUGACACAGGUAGGGGGAACAUAUUGUUGGGGAAAUCUUCUAUGAAGGAUAAAUAUAAAAGGAGUUUUCUGGUGACUAGUAGAAUUUG
Messenger RNA from Rhineura floridana, 2634 nucleotides. RefSeq names its product multiciliate differentiation and DNA synthesis associated cell cycle protein (gene MCIDAS). Gene Ontology annotation, cellular component: nucleus. The transcript has 5 exons. The record is from RefSeq and is a predicted model, not a curated record. Gene Ontology annotation, biological process: negative regulation of DNA replication; negative regulation of cell cycle. NCBI's taxonomy places the organism in Eukaryota, Metazoa, Chordata, Lepidosauria, Squamata, Rhineuridae. The coding region runs from base 215 to 1093 and encodes 292 amino acids.